AUGGCGAUGACGGUGACGGCAACAUCUGCUGGUGCAGCAGGGAGCUGUGUCACAGGAGCUGCUACUUGCACUCCGCCUUUCUACAGCAGCAGCAGCAGGGGCAUCAACACGAAUUGCUUGCUGGCGUUUGGAGCGGUCGCGAAGCCCACAAGUAGGUUUGGCGCCGGGGGAGGCCGUGAAGUUGCAGCGAAGCACCGGGUUCAGACCUUGUCGAUGAAGCUCGCCGCGGCUCCGGUGCGGACACCAUCGGCCACUGGCGCCGCCAUAGGAGGAGACUCGACCGCAGUCUCUCCGUCUCACUCCUCCGUUCGCCGACGGCGUCGCCGCCGCCCGACAAGCAUCGGCGAACGCGGCGGCGGCAGUGCAGCAGAAGGUGGGGUGCUUAGCGUUGGCGGCACCAACAUCGGUAUCGGUAUUGGCACCGGCAGCAGUGAGAGCAACCCUACCACUGUAAGCUGGACGGGCGGCGGCGGCGGUAGCAUGGAAAGCCUCGAACAAAAAAUCACGGGGAGUUCCGUGAACGGGAUAGGAGGGGGCGUUGUUUUCCCGGAGUCCGCAUGGGUAGGGCGUGGUCGUCCUGGCGCAGUAUGGGCUCCAGGGUUGGGUGGAAUCAGCGGCAGAAGCGGUAGCGGCGGCGGCGGCGGCUUCGCCGUCGGCGGUCUAGACGGUGGGCGUGUGCGCGGGACGGGGGUAGUGACGGGGGGGUGGCACCCCGCGGCGGAGCCGACCGAGGACGAGAACGACAGCUCGCACCACGACAACUGGAAGAAGAUGAGAGUGGAGGAACUCAUCAAGGACCCAUUCCUGACCCCCGGAAGGAUCAACGAGAUCAUGGACCCCAACAACAUCCAGCGGCACCAGUACCACACCAACCCCGACUCGUCGUACGGGGCAGUGUUCCAGCUGGACACGCUGGUAGACGUUAUACCGGGCCUCAUUUACCCAGCAUGGCUAGAGGUGGCGCGAGCUCUUAACCAGAACGCCCCCACUCUGCACACGGUGGAGCGGGGCUACGGCUGGACGCCGGAGCAGAUGUUCCUGCGGGAGUUCAACUGGAGGCUCACACAGGAGGAGCUGGAGGGGGGGCUGGAGAUCUACGAAAGGACGAUCCUCCGGCAAGCCCUCAAGUACCAGCCAACGGAGACGCGCGGAAGCAGGCGAUGGCUGGAGACGCUGAGGAGAAUACCGAUGCCAAUGGCGGUGCUGUCUCGGCUCCCUAGCGCCAUCGUCGACGCGGUCCUCGAGAAGACGGAACUGUCCGGCUACUUCGAGGACCAGCACAGGGUUACCGCCGAGGACGAGCCUUACGACGAUUACCGGGGAUACAUGCUGGCGGCGCUCAAGAUCCAGAGAUCGACGAUGAAGUGCUGCGCGUUCGACUGCCGGCAGGAGGGCAUGAUCAAGGCUCACGAUGCGGACCUCAGGGGCGUCUGCCGCAUAGGGGUCAUGGCGGCGUGGGAACUGCGGCUGUCGGACCUGAGCGUGGAAUCGUUCGACGACAUGAACGUGCUCAAUUUCCGGCAGAUCUUCGCCGACAGGGACUUCGAGCCCGGCAUGUUGCAGCUGGAGCUGGAACCGGAGGCCGAGCCGAUGAGAGAGACGCAAGUGGCGACUAAGGUGGACACCAGAUGGCCCGACGAGGAGGACGAGCCCGAACCGUGGGCCGAGGGAGGAGGCGGCGAUGGUGACGGCAGGCGCGGAGGUGGCGGUGGCGGCGGGGGGGGGCUGCGAAGACGGUGGUGAUAGUUUUUGUUGACUCGAAUCGAGCAUUUCGUUCCUCGUAAUACGGGAAGGAACUCGGCGGCGGUGGUGGCGGGUUUGCGAAGACGGUGGUACUUAC
This is a messenger RNA of Ectocarpus siliculosus, 1840 nucleotides long. The record is from the annotation of a GenBank genome assembly. NCBI's taxonomy places the organism in Eukaryota, Phaeophyceae, Ectocarpales, Ectocarpaceae.